GGAGAGAGAGAGAGGUGUUGGUUGAACAUGUGGAAGGUUGGUGGCGCUUGAAUCAGAACGUUGCGAUUGAGAGAGAGAAUGGCGAUGGUCCGAAGAGUCCCUCAAUUUGUUGUUGGAUUGGGCAAUAGGAACAGGUACUUUUCCUUCAAAUCUUUGGAUCCUCCAUCCUCCCUCACCCACGGAAUCCACGUCUUUCAUUGCCCCGAUGCAGUAGGAAUUGUAGCUAAGCUAUCCGACUGUAUUGCCUCUAGAGGUGGUAACAUUCUUGCUGCUGAUGUUUUCGUACCUGAAAAUAAGCAAGUCUUCUACUCUAGAAGUGAUUUUGUUUUUGAUCCUGUUAAAUGGCCACGGGUGCAAAUGGAGGAGGACUUUUUAAAGCUUUCACAAACAUUCAAUGCAACAAGAUCUGUUGUAAGAGUGCCAGCUCUCGAUCCUAAAUAUAAGAUAGCUGUUCUGGCUUCAAAGCAGGAUCACUGCCUGGUUGAUUUAUUACAUGGAUGGCAGGAUGGAAGACUUCCGGUGGAUAUCACUUGUGUAAUUAGUAACCAUCAUAGAGGUUCCAACACCCAUGUGGUUCGUUUUCUUGAAAGGCAUGGUAUUCCUUAUCAUUAUUUAUGCACAACUAAAGAAAAUAAAAGUGAAGGGGAGAUAUUGCAGCUGGUUCAGAAUACUGAUUUUUUAGUACUUGCGAGGUAUAUGCAGAUAUUGUCCGGAAACUUUUUAAGGAGCUAUGGGAACGAUAUAAUUAACAUUCACCAUGGCUUGUUGCCAUCAUUCAAAGGUGGUAAUCCAUCUAAACAGGCCUUUGAGGCAGGUGUUAAAUUAAUUGGUGCAACAAGUCACUUUGUGACAGAAGAGCUUGAUGCAGGACCUAUAAUAGAACAAAUGGUUGAGAGAGUCUCCCACAGAGAUAACUUGCAGAGCUUUGUGCAGAAAUCAGAAAACCUUGAGAAACAAUGCCUUUCCAAGGCUAUUAGAUCUUAUUGUGAACUUCGAGUGUUACCUUAUGAAGAAAAGAAGACUGUUGUAUUUUGAGGGACAGCUAAUAAAAGAUAGUGAACCAAAAUAGGGUGCAUCUGUAUUUGUAUUCAAUCAUUUACUGGGAAAAUUCAAAUAAUAUCACGCUUCAGUUGC
This is a messenger RNA of Abrus precatorius (Indian licorice), 1134 nucleotides long. RefSeq names its product formyltetrahydrofolate deformylase 1, mitochondrial-like. The transcript has 8 exons. Gene Ontology annotation, molecular function: formyltetrahydrofolate deformylase activity. Gene Ontology annotation, biological process: 'de novo' IMP biosynthetic process. The record is from RefSeq and is a predicted model, not a curated record. Lineage: Eukaryota; Viridiplantae; Streptophyta; Magnoliopsida; Fabales; Fabaceae. Bases 79 to 1035 code for a protein of 318 amino acids.